AUGAAGAAAGCUGGAAAUCCUGUAACCAAUCGUGCCGCAAUAAAGAAAUUGCUUGACUCGCUCCCCAAGGAAUGGAGCUUGCAGUGUAUGAUGAUCAAGAAGGAAUUCCUCAACAAUCCUAAUCCUGUUACUCUGACAGAUCUGAUCAACACUCUAAGGGCAUUUGAAAUGGACGUAAACAAGAGAGAGAUGAACACUGCUGGAUAUCAACCUAAAGCAACUCAACCUUCAGCAGGACUGAAGAAUGUAGCGUUUCUCGCUUCAGGGGGCAUUACUCCACAAGCUUCUGAUCUUAUUUAUGGAAAUGCUUCCGCAAGCGCAUCUAAAGCCCCACAAGUUGUCGAGAAAACGAUCACUGUCGAUACUCAAGAACUGAAAGUUUCAACCGAGAAUGUGGCACUCUUCAACACUUUCCUAAGCAGCUAUGAAGCCCUUAUGUCUGGGGAAUUGAGGAAGGAGAUGUUUACUGCCGAAGACAUGUAUCAGGUUGAUCCAGAUGAUAUGGAAGAAAUGGAUCUGAAAUGGCAAAUGGCCAUGAUCACUCUGAGAUUGAAGAAGUUUCAAGACAAGACAGGCAAGCGAUUAGGUCUUGGAAAAGCUGGUUUUGACAAGUCUAAGCUGAGGUGCUACAACUGUAAGAAUCUUGGACACUUCAAGCGUGACUGUCCGAUGUUGAAAGAGGGAAACAGUGAAGCUACUCCAGCUGCUAAACAGAUCGCUGCCGAAGAGAACAAAAGCAACGCUUCUCCCAGCACGCCGAAGGCUUUGGUUGUUGAAGACUAUGACUGGAGCGAAGAGAUCACUGAAGCUAAGGAACAAGUCAACAAAGCACUGAUGGCCAAAAUCUCUAGUGAAUCAUCUGCAAAGCACUUUGAGAAGCAGACAACGGGAAUCCCAACUGGAAACAAUGAUGCUGACCAGGGAUUGAAAGGUAUUCUGCCUUCAGUGGAGUCUGGUGAUAAAGCUGAAAAAGAUGCUGAGAAAGGAAAGGAUAAAGUUCAAGCUACAGCCAUGAAAGCAGAUGCAUCAAAAGAGAAGGCUGACAAAGACUUGAUUCCAUUGAGUGUAAAGAAGAUGUGUGCGAUGAUGAUGGAGACUGCGGAGGGUCAAAAAUAGGAAUUGGUUAUUCAGGCGACAGUUAUUCCACCGUUAACUGGUUCGUCUGGAAUUGUUCUAAAAACAAUGUUAAGGAUGAAUGUAAUAGUUUAAGUAGGAUGGAUGACUGUAAUGGCCAAGUGCCUAAAACUAAAUCUGUGGAUGACUGUAAGGGCCAUGUGCCUACAUUUGAGACCCGUGAUCAUGAACCUUAUGUGUCUGAAUGUCAUGGUUUGAAUUAUGCGUGUCGUGAUGAUAAUGUUGCUUGUGAAUCUCCUGUAUU
This is a messenger RNA of Helianthus annuus (common sunflower), 1378 nucleotides long. RefSeq lists its product as uncharacterized. The coding region runs from base 1 to 1116 and encodes 371 amino acids. Gene Ontology annotation, molecular function: zinc ion binding; nucleic acid binding. Lineage: Eukaryota; Viridiplantae; Streptophyta; Magnoliopsida; Asterales; Asteraceae. The record is from RefSeq and is a predicted model, not a curated record. The transcript is spliced from 2 exons.